UCGAUUGUCUGGUGGGUGAAAAUACUUUGUUUCCAAUGAUGGAGGCAGGAAUUAGAGGCGAGGAUGGCUCGAAAUGGUCUCGUACAUUCUGCAGCAACGAAUGGAAUGGACCCCCCGGAGCAACGGAGACUGCGCAGGCAAUGGGUGAUACUCGUCAUGUUAAAGACAAACUCGAUAGACAGAGGCAGCUUUUGGAGCAGAAGCAGAGACAAAAGCGCCAAAUUCCCGGCAUGGUGCAUGCCUCCGAUUCGAGGCCGCCAACAGCUUCGAGGGGGGCUUGGCGAGGCAAAGAAGAGGCCAGGCCCCUGGUGACGGGCCACGCUCCUGGAAACGGACAAGGAGUAGUGCUCUGUUAUGACGGUCCGAUGCAGUACGCAAUGUCUCCUAAUAACCCCGAUGCCAUGCCGUCCAUACAAGUGGUAUCGGAAAACAAAGUUAUACAACCGCAAGACGAGCAGAAGGAAGAUACACGGACGGGGACAACAGUGUUGCAGACGAAAUUGGAAAAGUUAAAUCUUUCCUCCCAAAUCGACUUCGACGCGAGCGAUGAUGAAGAGGAAAUUGAUCUGACGUCUGUCGAUACGCGGCAACCGGCACUCGAAACAGAAAGAUCUUUCGUGGAGAGGGUGGAAUUGCGCCCACCUCGAAUUCUCACCCCGCGACAAGAAAAUGGGGAAGCCCGGAUGAAUAACGGAAGGCCGCCUUUACAGCGGAGAGAUUCUUCGGUGAGUUCCGGGAUGGACACGCCCAAACUCGGCAGCCUGGAGGUCGAAGAGAGUCUGGGAUCUCUGGAGGCCCUCCUGGAGGACUUGGCGAGUUUUGCGACGGAGCCAUGCGAGCAGGGCGUGACUGUGAGGUGCCGCAUCACCCGCGACAAGAAAGGGGUCGACAGGGGAAUCUUCCCUUCGUAUUUCUUACACCUUGAAAGGCAAGAUGGAAGAAAGAUUUUUUUGCUCGCGGCUCGGAAAAGGAAAAAAAGUGCCACUUCCAACUACCUAAUCUCUAUAGAUCCCACCGAUUUAUCAAGAGGAGGAGAGUCCUUUGUAGGAAAACUAAGGUCGAACUUACUCGGAACAGCAUUCACAGUUUACGAUUCUGGCACAAAUCCCAAGAAGCGAAUUAAUGAAGCGAAGGAUUCCAGGUGUGAAGUGGCAUUGAUCGCAUACGAAACUAAUGUGUUGGGUUUCAAAGGACCGAGAAAGAUGUCUGUCGUUUUACCAGCUCUCGAUGGCGAACACAAAAGAAUUGAAAUGAAAUCCAGUUCGAAAGGGGAAGGUCUCCUGGAGAAAUGGAAAAGUCGGAACAUGGAAAAUUUACUUGAGUUACAUAACAAGACGCCAGUCUGGAAUGACGAGACGCAGUCUUACGUAUUGAAUUUCCAUGGUCGUGUUACGCAAGCUUCUGUGAAGAAUUUCCAGAUUGUUCACGAAAAUGAUCCUGACUACAUCGUCAUGCAGUUCGGUCGAGUAUCCGAAGACGUGUUCACCAUGGACUACGGAUAUCCAAUGUGCGCUCUUCAGGCCUUCGGAGUCGCCUUAUCCAGCCUGGACAGCAAGCUCGCCUGCGAAUGAGGGGACUCAAAAAGUUUUUAGCCACCGAAAUCGUGCAGUUCAGUCCCCUGGCAAUCGACCAAGGGAUCGUUAAUCUUCGUUUCGAACAAUUAGAACGCCGCGUGCAGAGGAAGCUGUCCAACAGGAAACAAAUAUGCAACGGAGUGGGAUUCGUUUCAAUGGGCCGUUUUCGCAGCUCAGAUUAAUUAUUAAAAGGCUGUUCGGAUGGUAUUGAGUUUUAGAAACUAAGGGUGAAAUAAAUGGAGCGGAAAGCUAAAUGGUAGUGAGAUUUAAGUAAGUUGUUAACUCACGAGAAACGAAGCUGUUAGGUUUCAAGUCAGAGUUUCCCAAACUUCAGACCUCCGCGAA
This is a messenger RNA of Uloborus diversus, 1919 nucleotides long. It is a transcript of the gene ktub, whose product is annotated as protein king tubby 1-like. Bases 36 to 1571 code for a protein of 511 amino acids. The record is from RefSeq and is a predicted model, not a curated record. Gene Ontology annotation, biological process: protein localization to cilium. Gene Ontology annotation, cellular component: cilium. NCBI's taxonomy places the organism in Eukaryota, Metazoa, Arthropoda, Arachnida, Araneae, Uloboridae. The transcript has 12 exons.